ACCUACAGCCUUGCUUUGGGUGUUGCAAACGAUGCAUGGCAAUUGCCAACCAGCCAGUUGUCUAUGGAGAUGGAGCUUGUUGUUUGUCAUUUGGACUUGCUCUGGAACAGUUGCCUGGCCCCAUCUCCCUUGCCUGCCUGCCUCUGCCUACAGCCCUCGUCCUAUCCUGGGCUUCUGGGAGGUAUUGCGAAGAGGCACAGGAUGCACCAGCCGGGGACUCUCCUCCACGGGUCAAGAAGUGCACGUCAUCAGCCUGCGCAGGGGGGGGCCUGCCAGUGCCCAGGUAACGCUUGCGGUGGCUCCAGAUCUUCUGAGCCAGGCCCCCAUCUUUGUAUUGCACUCCCAGGAGCCAGUGCAAUGGAUGCUGUCAUCUUCCCCUGGAAAAAAUUGGACCUUCCAGGUCUCUCUGGGCUCCAGUGUCUUGGCCCCUGAGCUGGUGGCAUCUGCAGAGACUGACUUCCCAGAUACUGCCAGGGGCCUGCUUAAGUGGGCACGUAGGAAGCACGGAGGGGUCACUUCAUUGGCUGAGUAUCAUGGAGUCAAUACAAUCUACACACGCCUAGGGGCUGAUGCGACUGCCCGGGCAACUUGCAAAUUGCGUAGGAAUUUCAUAACACCCAAGCACUUUGCCUCUGAAUGCCAACUGCAGCCACUGAGAACUUGCCAGAAUUCUGACCCUCCUCAAGACAUUGAAGUUCACAUCAUAUUUUCCAAAGAUGUUGCCCCCAGGCCCAGGCUGGCCCAUCUGACUGUGGAGCUUCACGCGGUUGGAAGAUCUCCACGCCAGGGGCUCCUCUUGAUCCUGAAGAGCGAAGGAGCUGCCCAAUGGAUGGUUCGUGUCCACCGUCUCACUGGCCAGCUGCAUGUACUGGCUUCACACAAAGUCCUAGUCAGUAGCCCAGAAAUGAAGCUGCCUCUCACUGUGACCCAGCAGACAUCUCCUGAACUGGCUUAUGCCAGAGACCCUUUACAAUACACAGCAGAGCAGAAGCUACCGGCAUUCACCUCUUACACCGAGGCUGACCGGGUGAACAGGUUUCUCCUGAUUGUUGGCCUGAACGGGGCCAUAACUGCUCCUCCAGAGAAUUGUGUACUCUUUGGGCCCAUGUUCUUGUCUCCUUUCAAACUUGCAGUUGAGGGACAGCACUUUCCAGAGGCUGUCGCAGUAGGUCGGGAAACGAAGCAGAAGGACAGUUCUGUUCUCUAUCCCCUGCCUGCAGCUGAAAUGGAGAAAGUUGAAUCUGCUUUAUGCUAUGGGGUCCAAAAGCCCAUUCAUGAAAAGAAGGAUAUGCAGAAAACAUUUUCCUCAGAAGCCAUAAAGUUACAGGACCUCCCCUUUCACCAUGAUGAUGUCUUGCUCAGCCUAGAAGUGUACAGCUCUGAGGCUUUUGUCAAGCAACCAGGACUCUGUACUGUCUCUGCCAACAGCCGGGUGUUUGUGGAGGCAUCUUUGGCCACAUAUAACUUCUGCCUUGGCUUCACCAUCCAGCAAUGCUUCCUCUCUCCCUCUUCGGACCCUUCAGUGAUAUCUCCAUACCUGCUCAUCCAGCAUGGCUGUGCAGCCGAUGCCCAUGUUACUCUGUUAGAACCUGAACAGGCAGCUCAGGGCCAGACAUUGCCCCCAGGAUACCAGCAACGCCAACGACUAAGUUUUGUGCUCCAGCCUCGCUCCAAUGACUCCAUUCAUUUCUUGCAUUGCCGCCUGACACUCUGCAGCAGGGAACCACAUGACCCCAACAAACCUAGUAGUUCAAUUCCUAAGUGCCAGUUUGAGAACAAGGCCUGCAAGAGAGAAGAGCUGGCCAGUGGGCACUUCCAGCGUACCAUCACAAAGCCCAUCGUAGUGACCAUGGAAACUCCAUUCAGAGCUGCUUCUCCUGGUCUGAGGCCAGAUCAUUUCCUGGCUAAUCAGCAAGGAAAAUCAAUGAAGGAUGCAAUGAACUUGAGGAAGGCACAGCAAGUUCUGACUGCUGCUCCACCCGUUCUGGCACUCCCAGCUGUCAUUGGCAUAGCCUUUUCAGCAUUCAUCAUUGGCAUCUCCCUCACUGGUGGCCUCUGGUUCAUUCAUUCUCAGACAGCUCCUGAAGAAACAGGUGUCUCCACUUCUCUGAAUAUUUCCUCAGCUUUGAAUGUAGCCAGCCCUGCACAUGGUUCCCUGCCCUAGAAGCCUCUCUUGAAACACAGAUUCUGGGAUGACUUUUCAAGCUUCAAGCUUUGAUCAAGCUUCUAUAAACCUACUAGUAUUCUCCCAUAUCAGAUACAUUUAUGAAGAUUUCAGCUAUAGUGCACUAUAGUGCCCUAUUAACAACUGGAGGCUUCAAGAUCUUCUUACACUACCUGACUUGGUGCUUGAAGCUUUAGCGUCAAUAAGUAAAUUAGCAGUAGGAAGGCUUUUCAUUAUGGAACAGAGUGGAAGACUAGAAAGCUGUGUUGCUUCAUUAGAGUAUGGCUCCUCUCUCUUACUGGGGCAUCAACAAAAGGAACUCUCCUGCUUCAGUCUGUGCUAAAAUACGUACAUUCCUCUACUGUGUCAGAUAUGCUGCUGUUCUUAUACUUGGGGAAGUCGUCAAUUAAACACUUUGGGAGAAAAGAAAGAUCAGGGAAUGUUUAAUAUUCCCACUGAGUGUUGUCUGGCUGUGUUUUCCUAUCCAAUAGUGCUAAUACUGUGUAUCAGCUGUGUUCACAUGACAUGCCCUAUCCAACAAAUAAACUAUUUUAGAUUUUAAUGUAAUGAUCCAGUAACCCAAGUGUACUAAGAAAAGGCUGAAUUUCCACAACGUGUUA
This is a messenger RNA of Candoia aspera, 2784 nucleotides long. Its product is annotated as transforming growth factor beta receptor type 3-like. Gene Ontology annotation, cellular component: cell surface. Gene Ontology annotation, biological process: regulation of transforming growth factor beta receptor signaling pathway; cell migration; epithelial to mesenchymal transition. Lineage: Eukaryota; Metazoa; Chordata; Lepidosauria; Squamata; Candoiidae. The transcript is spliced from 15 exons. The record is from RefSeq and is a predicted model, not a curated record. Bases 32 to 2164 code for a protein of 710 amino acids. Gene Ontology annotation, molecular function: transforming growth factor beta binding; type II transforming growth factor beta receptor binding; glycosaminoglycan binding.